ACAGCGCUGAGCGGGAGGAAGGCGGCUGGCGCCAUCUUGGCUGUUUUAAUGAGUACAACAGGGGAGAAUUUGCUGGGAAAAAUUACCUAAUCGUUGUGAUUUCACUCUAAGAGGGCCACUGUCGGUGAGCCAUAUCACAGUUGGGAGUGUUUGAACCAGGAGAACCGGGGCAAUGUUCUACGCCCACUUUGUCCUCAGCAAACGUGGGCCGCUGGCCAAGAUCUGGCUGGCGGCUCAUUGGGACAAAAAGCUGACCAAGGCCCACGUGUUUGAGUGUAACCUGGAGAGCAGCGUGGAGAGCAUCAUCUCACCCAAGGUCAAGAUGGCGUUGCGAACAUCUGGCCACUUGCUCCUUGGGGUGGUGAGAAUCUACCACAGGAAGGCCAAAUACCUGCUGGCUGACUGUAACGAGGCCUUCAUCAAGAUCAAGAUGGCCUUCAGACCAGGUGUGGUGGAUCUACCUGAGGAAAACAGAGAAGCUGCAUACAACGCCAUCACUUUACCUGAGGAGUUCCAUGAUUUUGACCAACCACUACCUGACCUGGAUGACAUAGAUGUGGCUCAGCAGUUCACUUUGAACCAGAGCAGAGUAGAAGAGAUCACCAUGAGGGAAGAUGUUGGAAACCUCAACCUCCUGCAAGACAAUGACUUUGCUGAUUUUGGUAUGGAUGACCGUGAAAUGAUGCGUGACGCCAGCACAUUUGAAGAUGACAUCAUUCACGGUGGCACCGCUCCUAACCUCCUGCUCGAGGCGGAGCCUGGUCCAGCUAACCUCCCCGACAAGUCCAACCACAUGGAGUAUGAUGACUUCGGUGACGGCUCCAUGGGCAACAGUGAUGGGGGGAUGCUGGUUGACAAGUUGCUGAGUUCUGAAGACGGAGGCGGCAUCUUUGAUGAUCCCCCAGCUAUCACUGAAAGCGUCAUGAUGCCUCCAGAUCACGGCGACGACGAGGACGACUUCGACACCCUUCAGUCACCGGGCCCAGACAGUCCAGACUCCGGUCCAGCUGAACCACUGCCAGCCAUGGCUGACCAAACAGAGCAGACCACUCUUGUUCACAAUGAAGAGGAGGCUUUCGCCCUGGAGCCCAUCGACAUCACUGUGAAAGAGACCAAGGCAAAGCGUAAGAGGAAGCUGAUUGUGGACAGUGUGAAGGAGCUGGACAGUAAAACCAUCAGAGCCCAGCUGUCUGACUACUCUGAUAUCGUGACCACUCUGGACCUGGCUCCUCCCACCAAGAAGCUCAUGAUGUGGAAAGAGACUGGAGGGGUGGAGAAGCUCUUCUCUCUACCUGCUCAGCCCCUCUGGAAUGCCAGGCUACUGAAGAUGUUCACACGGUGUCUGACGCCUCUGGUGCCAGACGAGCUGAGGAAAAGGAGAAAGGGUGGAGAAGCAGACAGUCUGGAUGAGUUCCUUAAAGAACUGGAGAACCCAGAGGUGCCUCGCGAGGAGGUCAUGACUCAGCACAGAGAUGUUAUUGACCAGACUAUCAUGGAGGAGCCCAGUAUGCUGGCAGCCUCUGUAAUGGAGGGCAGCAGGACCACAUUGGAUGAAACCGUCAUGCCUCCUCCAUCCACCCCCCGUGGUGUUAAACGCAAGACUCUAGAAAAAGAGGGCACCAUUCCAAUGGCUCCUUUGGAGCAGCAGCAGCAAAUGGCAGACCGCUCAGACUUGUCACAGAGGUUAGACAUGCCUCAUGUCAGUAAUCCCCCAGACAUGAGCAAUCUCGACCUGACUCAGCUUGUCCCAGAGCUCGACCUUCUCGACGAGAAGGCAACAAACAAGAAGGACGACAUUGAUGAAGAAGAGGAGGAGGAGGGCCAGGCUGGAGACCAGGAUCAGGAGGAGAAGAGAUGGAACAAGAGAACCCAGCAGAUGCUGCACGGUCUACAGCGUGUCAUGGCGAAGACGGGUGCAGACUCAGUCAGCCUCCUGGACUUGUGCAGGAACGACAACAAAAAGCAGGCAGCUGCCAAGUUCUACAGUUUCCUCGUCCUCAAGAAGCAGCAAGCCAUCGAAGUCACUCAGACUCAGCCCUACAGCGACAUCGUUGCCACAGCUGGACCAAAAUUCCACCUCAUUUAGACAUUGGAAGAACAACACACUGCUUGCAGCAGGCUUUUUUUUUACAUAACUACUCAACUCUUUGCCUUUUUUACAUUUUUUUUUCUGUCAAACCAUGUGUUUCCUUUGGGAGGAGGGGUGGGAUGUACUUGGAAAAGGGUUGGGAACGUUUAAAACAGUUUUACUGUACUACAGCUGGAAUCAGGCAGUAUUCUUGGUUCAAGUGGGGUUAGGAAUGUUUUACAAGUUUAUUUAUAAAAUGACCCUUUUCAGCCACCAAUUUGUAAGCUUUACAUCAUAUUGUUUUCUAAGUUAAAUUUCUGUUGUCUGCUCAUAUAAUGUUUUGUAUCAGUCCCCCUCUUUCAAAUGAAAUAUUUCACAUUUGAGCUAAAAUCCCAGCUUAUCAGGUAUGUUCCUGUACUGACUCUGUUCUGGAAAGGUACUGUUUUGUUGUUCAGAAAGUGUAACCUCUCCUGUUUUCUCCCUGUUGCACUUGUUUUUUUUUUAAAUAUAAACAAAAAGGUUAAUCUGUCACUGAGUAGUUGAAACGUGUCUGGCAUUAAAUAUCAUGUUUCAGAUGUAUAAUUCAGACAGUUUAUCAAUUUUAUGUAAAUUUCUUCUUUUUUGUACCUUUUUUGGUUUGUUAAUGCUUAUUUUGCCUUUUUGCAUUAUGUAACUAGGUAAUGUUAUUUGUUACAGUUAAGUUCACUCUCCCACCUUUUUUAGACUCUGGGUAACUUCUAGUUGUGAUACAUCUGUAAAGAUUUGAAAUAAAGUGUUUUAAAUACUUG
This is a messenger RNA of Austrofundulus limnaeus, 2856 nucleotides long. RefSeq names its product double-strand-break repair protein rad21 homolog. Gene Ontology annotation, biological process: replication-born double-strand break repair via sister chromatid exchange; sister chromatid cohesion. The record is from RefSeq and is a predicted model, not a curated record. The transcript is spliced from 14 exons. Lineage: Eukaryota; Metazoa; Chordata; Actinopteri; Cyprinodontiformes; Rivulidae. Bases 173 to 2086 code for a protein of 637 amino acids. Gene Ontology annotation, cellular component: cohesin complex. Gene Ontology annotation, molecular function: chromatin binding; protein binding.